Molecule: messenger RNA, 1457 nt
Organism: Triplophysa rosa
Lineage: Eukaryota; Metazoa; Chordata; Actinopteri; Cypriniformes; Nemacheilidae
Gene: gins2
Product: GINS complex subunit 2
Exons: 5
Coding region: 442-990 (182 amino acids)
Biological process (GO): DNA replication; double-strand break repair via break-induced replication
Cellular component (GO): nucleus; GINS complex
Source: RefSeq, a predicted model, not a curated record
CAUGACAUCAGAGCAAGGCGGAUGUAACUCGGACACAUUUCUUAUAGCCACAUGCAUCUCGCGCUGAUCACCGGUGAUCGGUUCUGCGCAGAAUUUGGCUAUCUCAAACGAGCCUACUGCUUCCUCUUUCCGGCGUGAUGACCUCAAUUGUCCUAAAAAUGCGCUCCCGUGUACCCUUGUGGACUCGUGCCUAGUGCCCUAUAGGUCUGCACUUCCUGACGUCAACAAGUGUGGACUCGGAGAAGGUCCACAAGACCGGAGUGCGCCAUUUGGGACAGGAACACUGUCUAUGGCCAAGACCGCAAGUGGAGAUAUUUGGACGCAGCCGUAAUCUCUGAUCCACAACCUCCAGUAGAUGGCGAUAAUCCUUAAUUUAAGAAUGCGAGCCGCCAGAAAAAAGAAGAACAAGGGCGGAGUUUAUGUCACAGUCAGACGCGGGAAAUGGACGCGGCAGAAGUGGAGUUUCUCGCAGAGAAAGAGAUUGUGGAAAUUAUUCCCAACUUCAGUCUCGAUAAAAUUUAUUUAAUCGGGGGGGAUCUCGGUCCGUUUAACCCGGGACUACCAGUGGAAGUUCCGGUGUGGUUGGCCCUUAAUCUCAAACAGAGACAUAAAUGCAGGAUCAUACCUCCUGAAUGGAUGGACACUGAAAAACUGGAGGAGAUUCGUGAACAGGAGAGAAAACUGGACACUUUCACUCCCAUACCAAGCCCAUAUUACAUGGAGCUGACAAAAUUAUUACUUAACCACGCUGCAGAUAAUAUACCCAAAGCCGAUGAUAUCCGCACGCUGGUGAAAGACAUCUGGGACACGCGCAUGGCCAAACUGAGACUUUCUGCUGAUAGUUUUAUCAGCCAGCAGGAGGCUCACGCACAGCUGGAUAAUCUCACGCUGAUGGAGAUCAAUACCACACGCUCCUUUCUGUUGAAUUCUCUCAACUACAUGUAUAAACUGCGAAAAAACCUGCAGCCGACCAGAACUCAUGACUACUAAGAUGUUCGAAGUCUUCCACAAGACUUAACUUUCAUAUUUACACAUAAAGACAGACAAUAAAACUGGUUUCAUGUUAUAAAGGCUAAUGUCAGAAGUGUCUUUACAAUGGACUACUUAAAUCAUAUUGUAAAUAAAACAUUCAUAUUUAGAGAUGUUAGUUUUGUCAUCCUUUUGGUAGUUAUUUGAUGUUCUUCAAACUAAAUGUCCUCUAUGGAAAAUCUUCAACUUUACCAGCCCUACUGCCACCAGGUUUUUGCAGUGAAAAGGGUUUGUUGACGGACUAUAGUGAUUUUAAAGUUAAAAGUCAUUACUGUUGGAUUGGAUCAUAGUCAUUCAAGCUGUACUUUUAAUAUAGCUGAUGUGUUUUUUGUUUCUGACUUAGAGCUCUGACUUGGUCAUGUAAAUAAAAAAAAAAUUGGAUUUUCUGAUUAUGGCAUGAACAGCCACUCAUCUCGGUUAUUUUAUUG